UCUUGAAUGCUCUGAGCUUUUAUGAGUACAUACGUACAGCUCCCGGAGGGUCAAUAGCUGGGAGUUGGAUUAUUCCAACUAGUUCAAAAUCUACAUGCAAUCCUAGUUGCAAUAAUCCAACUCCCAGCUAUUGACCCUCCGGGUCUUGGGAUGAGCUGUACGUAUGUACUCAUAAAAGCUCAGAGCAUUCAAGAAGAACUACAUGCAAUCCCACUCUAUGCGCAAACUUCAAUACAUAAUAUAAUUGAAAAAUUAUUCUGUAUGCUUUGUACGGAUAAUAUAUAAAUGAGUGUGAUUUACACUUGAUAGCCUAACAAGAUAUGGAGCUUGGUUUUGAUUUUGAUGACAAUGACUUCAGCAAAAAAGAAGAAGAAAAAACAGUUUUAAAAUCAUAUAAUGCAAAAUUUUGCCCUAAAAAGUGGUUUCUGGCAGACAAAGCAGACAACAGUGAAAACGAUCCUGCAACACUGAACAAAUUUCGAGCAGAUUUUUGUUAUUACCAGAAGAACACUGGGGAUGCUAUUGAAUUUUACAGAAAGUCUUUAGACUGCCUUGGAGGCCAGAAUCGUACGAUGCGCAGGGAGAUUCAGGAAUCCCUUGUAAGAUGCUAUCUGCAUAUUGGAUGGCACACAGAGGCAGCCAAAGGAAUUGACUUGAUGAUGGGUGACUGUUUGACAGUAGACCACCAUUGUCAGGCCUUCAUGCUAAAACUGGAGGUCCACAAAGCAUCAGGGGACUUAACUGAGGAGAUCAGAGUCCUAUACCAGCUGAUAAGCCUGCAUCCAGUGAAUGCCUUCUUUUGGCUCAAACUUGCUGAUGCCUACAGCCGGCUUGGUGAGAAACAUAACAGAGUACCAGCCCACACACAGCUUAUUGAGGGAUCAUCAAGUUUAACUUCAAAGUCUGGAACAGAAUGUGCCACCGUUGUUAAAACCGAUAAUGUUCAAAAUACGGGUAUAAUUAGUUUGGAACAUUCUGACUAUGAUAUCAAUAAGCUACAGGAUCAGCAUGAUUCCAAAAAACGUUCAGCCGGACAUGAUGAGAAUGUUAAUGAUGAAAUUAAUAAGGAAAUUAUGAGCUUUCAUAUUAAAGGCGCUGCUGUGCGAGACCCCAGAACCUCUACAGGGGAUCGCAAUGUAGGAGAUGGAGAAGAGAUUGCGUUAGGAGUAAACAAGCUGGAUCUAGAAAGUGAGCAGGCUAGAAAGGGCUCUGGAGAACAAGAUGCUAUCAAAAACUCUGAUGCCAAUAUCAUGCAGUUGUUCGUUGAAUAUCCAUAUGACUUGAUUCUUCUUACAUGCUUGGUCAGAGCAAGGCUCAUAUUGCAGUGUGUCCAGAGUACAGUAGGGACAUUCAUAAAGGACCGCAAUGUUGCCCUUGUUAACGAGAUUAAUAGAAAAAUUGAAUGUCUUGGCAUAGAUGGGUUGUUGGCAGAGUCUGUGUGUAAGUUUGUAAGGAGAGAUAUUGUCGCGGAUGAUGUCAAAGAUGAAAAUUCUCAGACACAGACCAUAGAGCACACAUUAAACAUGAUAUCUACAGAAGACUUCCACUGCAGAUGGUAUGCAUGGAUCAAUGAAGACAGACAUAUUACAUGAAUAAGCUUUUCUGUUCAUUAUAAUGUUAAAUAAAAAAUAAACACACA
Molecule: messenger RNA, 1639 nt
Organism: Dreissena polymorpha
Lineage: Eukaryota; Metazoa; Mollusca; Bivalvia; Myida; Dreissenidae
Exons: 10
Coding region: 321-1592 (423 amino acids)
Molecular function (GO): protein binding
Source: RefSeq, a predicted model, not a curated record